Molecule: messenger RNA, 1099 nt
Organism: Populus trichocarpa (black cottonwood)
Lineage: Eukaryota; Viridiplantae; Streptophyta; Magnoliopsida; Malpighiales; Salicaceae
Exons: 2
Coding region: 483-896 (137 amino acids)
Source: RefSeq, a predicted model, not a curated record
AACACUGGACCCACAUUUACCACAAUACCCUUCCAAUUCAUUUUUCCUUACACUCACCUCCCUACUCCCACAGAGAGAUUACAUCACAGCAAAGUAUACAGAGAGUCACACACAUAGACUAACCAAUCAACGUAUAUCUAUCAACUCUUCUCUCUGUCUCUUCCUCCAUCUCUUGGUGUUUCAUUUCGGUCAUGUUUUGUAGUUGUACUUAGUACUUUUCUUUUUUCAGAUUUUGGAAUCUCAAUGUUUCUUGAUCUGGGCAUCAAGUGUUUCUUCUUUAGAUCAUAGUUUAGUGUUAAAAAUCUUUGCUUUUGUCACUGUAAGAGGAAGACCUAUCUGGGUUUUGGUCUUUUUGAGUGCCUUUUGCUUUCUUUAACAAAUUCAAAGUAAUGGGUUUCUUGUUGAAGUUGCAAAUAAGGUUUGCUCAAUAUCAGAAAUAUUCUUCAUCUGUAUGAGUUUUUCUUUCGCGGGGUUAUAGAAUCAUGGGUAGAGGCAGAGGAAAAGGAAAGAAGUUGACUGUUAGCAAUCAUGAUGAUACUGGAAGUGGCGAGGAAGAGAAAAUUCCAGCACAGAAGAGAAGGGGAAGGCCACAAAAACCGCUGAAAGAUGACAUCGAUGAGGAGGAAGUUGAAAAAAUUGAAGAUGAAGAUGUAGAGAAAGGAAAAACUGACAUCACAAGCAAAGAUUCAAAAAGUCCACCGGCAGCAGAAAAUGGAAAGAAGAGGAAGCGAUAUUCACAGGCAAAGGAGAAACCAGAUUCAGUAAAGGAAGAAAAUGGUGUUGGAACCAGAUCAAGUACUGAUGACUCAACCAAGUCUAAUGGUUUUCGUCAUAAUGGAAGUAGGCGGAAAAGCAAGCCUCGUCGUGCUGCUGAAGCAGGUGUGGAAUGUAAGUGAAGCCAUUGUUGGCUUUUGCAAUGGGUCUCUUCUUUUGAUGACUUUCCAGUAAAUUAUAUAGGAAUUGAGGCCUAGUAAAAUCUCUAGUUCAUUUUGAAUUUUUUGGUUUAUUAUUUUGGUUAUCCUUUUGCCGAUUUCUUCACUUUAAUUGGGAGUUUUGUACUGCCUGUAAUUUUUAUAAUGCUAUUAUGUUUCAUACCGUC